Molecule: messenger RNA, 2310 nt
Organism: Gadus macrocephalus (Pacific cod)
Lineage: Eukaryota; Metazoa; Chordata; Actinopteri; Gadiformes; Gadidae
Product: protein limb expression 1 homolog
Source: RefSeq, a predicted model, not a curated record
AUGAGGAAGGCCGGAGCAGCGAGGGUGAGCUCGGAGGAGAUGCAGGAGAACAUCAUGAUGUCCCACCUGCUGAAGAGCGAGAGCGGCACCUCCCCUCAAGACCGUGAGUGUGAGACCCAGGCGGAGGCCCGUCGGGACGCGGCCCGCGUGGCGCUGAUGAACUCCCUGAUGAACGAGCUGCCGUCGCGCCACAUCAGCCCCCCCUUCUUCUCAGAGCUGAGGCAGGCGGCGGCCGACAGCGCCGUCUCUUUGGAGGACGCGUGUGACCCGGGCACCAGCAUCGGCACCUACAGCCUGCUGCUCCACUCCUGCAGGGGGCGCACCAUGCUGGAGUUCCAGGAGAUGAUGACAGUGUUCCAGCUGUUGCACUGGAACGGGACCCUGAAGUCCCUGAAGGACCAACAGUGCUCCCGAAGGAGUGUGAUCUCGUACUUCUCCGAGCGGGGCCUGGACGAGUCCCUCCGCAGCAGCAUGGCGCUGGACUGGCUGGAGCGGGAGCGCCGGGCGGCCGGGCGGCUGGCGGAGCAGCUCGCCGUGGCCCAGCGGGAGCUGGUGCUAGCGCGCCGCCGCGGCGUGGAGCUGCGCUUCUACAAGGAGAAGACGGAGAUCCUCAGCCUGGCACUGAGCCAGGCCUACACCCACCACCCGCACCACCCUCACCACCACCACCACCCUCAGCACCACCAGGACCACCAGCAAUACCCGGACCACCCGGACCCGUACGCGCCGUCCCCCGGACACGAGAGCGCCGGCUACGCCCGUGAGGAGGAGCUCCACCUCCGUCCGCCCCCCAUAUACGAGACGGUGACCCUGCCCUGGACCACGCCCCCCGGGAGCCCCUCCCCCAGCCUCCGCUAAAACACCUGACCGCUGACCUUUGACCUUUAACCUUUAACCUUUGACUCGGGCCCCAGGGUGAACUGAGACACGCCCCGAGACACGCCCCGAGACACGCCCCGAGACACGCCCCCGAGACACGCCCCCGAGACACGCCCCCGAGACACGCCCCGAGACACGCCCCAAGACACGCCCCGAGACACGCCCCAAGACACGCCCCAAGACACGCCCUGGCAUCCUGGGAGCAGACCGAGAGGAAGCAGACUGAGAGGAGGCAGACCGAGAGGAAGCAGACUGAGAGGAGGCAGACCGAGAGGAAGCAGACAGAGAGGAAGCAGAACGAGAGGAAGCAGACCGAGAGGAAGCAGACAGACAGGAAGCAGACCGAGAGGAAGCAGACCGAGAAGAAGCAGACUGAGAGGAAGCAGACUGAGAGGAAGGAGACUGAGGAAGCAGGAAGCAGCCUGAGAGGAAGGAGACUGAAAGGAAGGAGACUGAGGAAGCAGACCGAGAGGAAGGAGACUGAGGAAGCAGGAAGCAGACUGAGAGGAGGCAGACCGAGAGGAAGCAGACAGAGAGGAAGCAGAACGAGAGGAAGCAGACCGAGAGGAAGCAGACAGACAGGAAGCAGACCGAGAGGAAGCAGACCGAGAGGAAGCAGACUGAGAGGAAGCAGACUGAGAGGAAGGAGACUGAGGAAGCAGGAAGCAGCCUGAGAGGAAGGAGACUGAAAGGAAGGAGACUGAGGAAGCAGACCGAGAGGAAGGAGACUGAGGAAGCAGGAAGCAGACUGAGAGGAAGCAGACCGAGAGGAAGCAGGAAGCAGACUGAGAGGAAGCAGACGUAGAUGAACGAGUUCUGAGUUAUGCAAUAGAGAACUACAUACAAUGUGAAGUAUUCAAUAAGAUCAAAUACAUUUUGAGUGGCUGUCAUGUGGGUACCGUGGGAUCUUAUGUGGACAUUAAAAUACCACCACUCGUGCAGAUCAGGUGGUGAUGAACUAUUUGUGGUGCAGGUGGUCUAGGUUGCUAAAUCUGUUCCUGCAGAAUGGCACCAUUGUUGCUAGUGUUCGCAUAACAAUGGUACCAGUGUUUCUUUUAUCUGAUUCAUCUAAAUUAAACAUUGGCUUACUGAUUCAACAUCACAUGACCAGCUUUGAUAACACAAUAAGUCCGGCCUUAUGACCCACAUCAGAUAAACCUCAGUGGGAUACUUCUGCCUUCAUAGUUUUACUUUUGAAAGACACAUUGUUUGAGACGAUGGAUGAGUUUAUAAAGGGAAAUAUAAUAUGAUGAAAGUUUGUAGAAGUGUCUGAGCCUUUAUCUUGGUCAAAACAACGUUAAAAAAUUAUAUUAUUGCGCUGUAUUAUUUGAAUAUUAUUUUGUAUGUAACAUUAAGUUAUGUUACUAAUGUCUUUAUACACAAAUAUAUUUUUUUCUUAGUUUAUUAAAAUGUAUUGGAAUGCUGGUCUUU